Naegleria gruberi is the source of this 3371-nucleotide messenger RNA. Its product is annotated as GAL4 domain-containing protein. Gene Ontology annotation, biological process: regulation of DNA-templated transcription. Gene Ontology annotation, molecular function: DNA-binding transcription factor activity, RNA polymerase II-specific; zinc ion binding. Bases 1 to 3351 code for a protein of 1116 amino acids. The record is from RefSeq and is a predicted model, not a curated record. The transcript is spliced from 2 exons. NCBI's taxonomy places the organism in Eukaryota, Heterolobosea, Eutetramitea, Acrasida, Naegleriidae.
AUGCUUGGUUCAGAUAGAAUGACCUCCUCCUCACCAGAAGAAGAAUUUGAUGCAUCAUCAAUUGUUGUAUCCUCACUCAUGAAUUCAACCUCCUCCUCUUCCUCGACAAUCAAUCAGAACACGAAUGAUGAAAUGCUUUCCAAACUAAUCUUUCAACAGGCGGCACUUUUCCAACAAGCUUCCAAUAUUUCUCAAUCAAAUCAACCAAAGUUUGAACACCUCAUAUCCGAUAACGUUAGUAGUGGAAGUGGCAAUCAUCACAUGCUUCAUGAUUGUUUCUUUACUCCAACAACAACAGCAAAUACAACAAUAACUUCCUCAUCAGCAAAUAAUGCAACAACAACAACAACAGGUAAUCAAAUAUUCGGCCAGAGCAAUGACAUGUCUUCUAAUUUUGAUUCAUUCCUCUUGUCUUUUUCCUCCCAAACUUCAACACCACCUCCAAACAAUGUUAAUAAUAAUACAAAUAAUAAUAAUAAUAAUCAUCACCAACAACAACAAUUACUUUCGGAACAACAACAACACCAUCAACAACCAUCAAACUCGGCGAUUCUUCCACAAGGUUUGCUGCCCAAUACCAACACCAACAACAAUCAACAUGUAACGGCUAUGAAUCUUUCCGAUGCCAUGAUAAUUUCAGAAUCCUUUCAAACCUCCUCGAGUCAUCCACAGGUGCCAACGGGUUUGUCUUCCACAACCACAAACACCAACACUACUAAAAAAGACUCCAAUUUGCAUUCACUCCCACCAAAUAAUAAUACUAAUAAUUUAAUUGGAAGUGUUGGAGCUUCUCAAACAGCUACUGCUGCUGGUGAUUCAAGUUUGCAAGCAUACUUGAUGACUGCUGCUGCUAAUGGUAGUAGCCAACCAUCAUCAUCAUCACAGCAACAACAAAAUUCUAGUAAUACUGAUAGCAAUAAUAAUAAUACUACAACUACAUGUAACAAUAAUACUUCUCAAAUGGAGAAUGAUAAUUCUGCAAGUCAACAAACCUCCGAUGAAAAUCCAGGUUCAAACUUGCACCCAAUUGCAUGCACUCGUUGCAGAGAAAGACACAAACGAUGCGACAGAAAGUUACCUCAAUGCAGCUAUUGUGAAAAGCAAGGUUUACAAUGUGUUUACACAACUCCAAAGAAGCAGAGAAGAGUUUAUCAGAGAGCUGUUCCUGUACCUGCAGGAAAUGAUGUUUCCAGUAUUACUAUGGUCACUGGAGGUGGUUCAACAGGUAGUUUUUUCACAUCCUCGAGGACACCAAUUACGAAUCCAGGAACUCUCAAUUUACUAGCUAGGAGAGGUUCAGUCGAUUCAACCUUUUCCAACAUUUCAACAGCCACUAGUGGAGGUAUUUCAACAACAAGCUCAACAGCUGGUACAACUAGUGGAUCCAGUGGAAAUGAAAUGGAAACAGCUAACGCUUUUGAAAUUUUCACCUUCAGAUGGCAAGCAGGUGGAUCCAAUUCUCAAAACACCAAAACAGAAAAGAAGAGAAAGAGUUCAUGUGAAACAUCCAAUGUACAAAAAAGAAAUUCCGUUUCAAAAUUAACAUCUCCUUCCAAGUCUCACAUGGGACAAGCCGACUCUUCAAUGCAACAAAAUCAAGAUAGCUCAUUUGAAAAUUAUUCAUUCCCAAGGAAGGCAAAGAAAUCGAACAAGAAAUCUACUCCUACAAAAUCUGUCAUCCAGCAACAUCAUCAACAGCAUCAACAACAUCAAAUGAUGGACAAUCAAACUAACAAUACUUUCCAUCCAGAUAAUCAAACUAUUUUCUUCAACAAUAAUCAAAACAAUAUGGAUGCUAUCAACUCUUCCAUCAGUUCCAUCAUUUCACAAGGUCUAUUGAUGAAUCAACAGAAGGAAAUUACUCAAGAUCACAUUAAUAUUCUUGGAACUUCCAAUCCAAAUGUACCAACAAUGUUGAUGAAUUUGGAUAAUAAUAUGUUAUUUGGAAAUCAAAACAUGUCAUUCGCUUCAACUCAAAAUAUUGUUAUGAAUGCUUCAAUCUUUAGAAAAGCAUAUUUUGAUUUCUAUUUUAGAUACAUUUCACUUGGUUAUUCUUGGGUUCCACAAGAAGUUUUUGAUUCUGUAUUAUUUGGCACUGAAGCCAUGAGUUCAGUCUUUGGCAAUGAUAUCAUGUCACUUCUCUAUGCUAUUCAUGCCAUUACUGCACUCGUGAUGGGCAAUAGUGUUGAAGCUGAUAUGGCUUAUCACAAAUCUGAACUGUUAUUGCCACCUUUACCAGAUAAUUCCUUGACAUCCCUUUUGAAUAAUGGAUCUCUUACCAUCAACUCUACCAACUCUGUUGCUAGAAAUCUUGUUCUUGCUCAUUAUUUAUUGUCGGUUGGAAACUUGGCAGGUUCAAAGAGGUAUUUGAGAUUGGCUGAUGGUGUUCUCACAAAAUAUUCACCAAAUUACAUGAGUCAAACCUAUAUUAAUUGUAUGGCUUCUUCAGAUGAGGAAGAUGCUGGUGGUCUCACUCAUGAAAAUUCAGUCUUUGCAAAGGUUCCAAAUCAAAUCAUGUUAUUGAUGAAGUAUAGAGUUUAUGUUGGAUUCAAAUAUGAUGAAAUUCAAUUUAUUAUGGAUAGAGGAUUGGAUUACGUUAAUGGUUUGGUCAAUUUUACUCAACCUGUUCAAGCUAGAAAUCAACCUUUGAACUCUGUUUGUCUUCCUGAUGAUUGUACAAUUUCAUUCAGAUCUUUUGUUGGUAUGACCAUGCUCACAAGUUACUUGCAUGCCACUGGUACUAUACCGAAUGAAAUUAUUACCAUCACCACACAACCAUUGUCUUCAGAAAAUAUCAAGAUUUAUCUCACACUUUCACUCCUUCUCAGAAAGAAGAUUAAGGGACAAACAAAGGCAAGAAUGCAAAUGUACACUGGAAAUCAAGAAGCUGUUUUGGCAUCACCAUUAUCUUUACUCAUUGAUUUAUUCUCUCUUUCCUGCAGUAUUUUAAUGUUGCACGAGACUAUGUGUAAUCAAGGACUUUAUCAAAGCUCAACAACAGAUCAAUUACAGUACACUUCAGUCAUGUUCCAAUAUGCUGAUCAAAUGAAGGAUAUCAUCUCCCAAAUUCCAACAGAAUCCAUCGAUGUAUCAUAUAUGUAUUUGGGAAUUUUAUACUUGUUGGUAAUGUACUUUAAACAAUUGGAAGAAAUUGAAAAUCAAGCCAUUUCUAAAGGUUUCUCACUCCACAAUAAUGAUAUUUUCCACAAACAAUUGGCCUCACUUUCCAUUGUUCACAAAUUUGUUGCUGUCAUUACAAACAAGUAUCCAGUUGUUAUGGACAAAUACAAGAGUACUGUUGAAAGAAUUGGUUUAUUCCUCAACAAGUAUCAAAUUAUGAAUUAUCAAUAAAUGUUAAAUAGGUGAAUGUU